Molecule: messenger RNA, 1479 nt
Organism: Quercus lobata
Lineage: Eukaryota; Viridiplantae; Streptophyta; Magnoliopsida; Fagales; Fagaceae
Product: CAAX amino terminal protease family protein
Exons: 5
Coding region: 116-964 (282 amino acids)
Biological process (GO): CAAX-box protein processing
Cellular component (GO): membrane
Molecular function (GO): metalloendopeptidase activity
Source: RefSeq, a predicted model, not a curated record
UCCUCCGUAAUUUCUUCUUUCCAUUUUCAAGUUCUAUAAAAAACCUAUUUUGUAUUUUUACGUUUUUGCCUGCCGAAAAGCCGAAGUUGGAAGGGAGUAAAGCGUUUUGAGUGAAAUGAUAUUAUUACACUUACGAUGCUAUCCUGCUUAUCCUACACCACCUAAAUUGAGCCAAGAGCUUAGCAAAAACCCAACUACAUAUCCAUCUUCAAGUGUUCUUCUCUGUUCCUCGGAAUGCAAACUCAAGCUAAGCUCCAAAGCUUCUUUCCAGUGUUCUUGCACCGAAAAGGAGAACACCCAUGAAGCCUCUUCUCAGGGCUUCUCGGCACUGUCAACAGAUAUUCCAUGGGAUAGUGGGAGUAUAUGGAGCACCAUGGCUUUUUAUAUGUUUAUUUUGCACAUUCCUUUGAGUUUUGGAGGGUUGUCUGUGGUUGCUAAGAUUUUGCGUGAACCUCAUCUUGAUCCACAGACUGAAAUAUUAUCACUGCUUGCAGUUCAAAUUCUAGAGCUCAUUGGGACUCUGUUUCUACUACAGUGGACUGCUAAGCCACAAUAUAAGUUUAUAAACUUCUUUAAAGCUAACAAGUUAUCGAAAGAGCGGAACUGGUUGUUGGCAGCAGUACUAGGAUGUGGGUUUCUGUUUCUGUUGGUUUUCAUUACAUCAAUCCUUGCCGACAGAUUGAUUGGGCCCAAGGCUGUGAACAACCCUGUAUUGAAGGAGAUCCUCCUAAGCAGCAACAUUUCAAAAGCAACUUGUUUCCUUGUUUACUGUAUUACAACUCCCCUUUUGGAAGAAGCUGUUUACAGAGGGUUUCUGUUGAGAUCAAUUUCAGCCACAAUGAAAUGGCAGCGAGCAAUCUUCAUAAGCUCAGUCAUCUUUAGUGCAGCUCACUUUUCCGCUCAAGGAUUCUUCAAACCCAAGAUUUUCUUCUACUCAUUAGUUUUUUAUAUUCCUUUUAUAUAGAUCAAAUGUGAUAACAAGAGAGGCUUUCUACAUUGCCCCUAUACUUUUAUGUAUGUAAUAUACACUACAUAUGCAUUACUAUUUUCCUAGUAAUGUAUGUAAUAUAGGUAUCUAGCUAUCAGUAUUAUUUGUUUGGCUACAUAAUAACGGCAUGCAAGAAAGACAAGAAAAGAAAAGAAAAAGACAGCAGUUAAUAGAUUCUCUUAGGAACAAAGCCCAGAGAGAGCCUCUUUUUUUAUUUUUUCCCCAGGAGAGAGAGCCUUUUUGAUAGGGCAGGAAAAGGCUCGUCUAAUGCUACUGUAUGAUUAGAAUUCUUUGGAUCUAUGAAUCCACCAUAGCUUGGACGGAGAGCUUUACCAAUAUCAUAGUCAAUUUGGAUUGUGGACCCUCCUAGUGCCUUGAUUAGCACCUCGUGAAAUUCUAAGAUCACUAUUGAAUCCCCCAAGUACUGCAACAUGAAUCAAUUUUUGUAAUCUUAAGCAUAUACUUCCUGUGAGCUGAAUUUUUCGCAAGUG